Molecule: messenger RNA, 1545 nt
Organism: Truncatella angustata
Lineage: Eukaryota; Fungi; Ascomycota; Sordariomycetes; Amphisphaeriales; Sporocadaceae
Product: aspartate aminotransferase
Exons: 7
Coding region: 131-1336 (401 amino acids)
Biological process (GO): biosynthetic process; amino acid metabolic process
Molecular function (GO): pyridoxal phosphate binding; L-aspartate:2-oxoglutarate transaminase activity
Source: RefSeq, a predicted model, not a curated record
GCUAACUUGAGCACGGCUCGAUAUUAUGGCGCUAUAGUUACUAGUUCAGACUCCACGCAGCAAGCACUGUACAUCAAGAAGAAGUCACAAACCCAACCUCAUCAACUGAAUUCUAACCUCAAAACUCAUCAUGUUCAAAAGCGCGCUGCCGGGUCCGCCGGACCCUAUGUUCAUCUUGAAGAAACUAGCCGACGGUGACUCGUCUCCAAACAAAGUUGACCUUGGUGUCGGAGUCUACAGAAACGAGCAGUCCGGCUAUCACGAGCUAGAGGCUGUCAAACGGGCCAAGAAAAUUUUGGAUAAGCGAAAUCCUGGGCACGAUUAUGAAAGCACAGUGGGAAACUCGUCUUAUCUGAACCAUGCCGCGGACCUGAUAUUCGGUCCUUCAAGCCAGGCAGUCCAAGACAAGAAGGUCGCAUCUGUUCAAACAAUCUCUGGCACAGGCGCGAAUCAUCUAGCAGCGCUUUUCCUAAGCCGGUCUACCGAGUUUUCCGGGAAGACCAUCUACAUCGGAACGCCAGCGUGGGGUAAUUAUGACCCAAUCUUCCGUCUCGUUGGGCUGGAUGUUAUCAAAUACAACUACUAUGAUAUCAAGAGUGGUGUAGAUUUCCCUGGAAUGCUUCAGAAAGUGGAGACAGCGCCUUCAAAGAGCAUAUUCGUUCUUCAAAGCUGUUGUCAGAACCCGACUGGUGCAGAUCUGACGCGAGAGCAGUGGGAUCAAUUAGGGGACGUUUUCAAAGAAAAAGACGUCCUGCCGUUCUUUGACAUCGCCUACCAAGGACUUGGCGCAGGCCUCGAUGCCGAUGCAUACGGUAUCCGACAUUUCGUGGAGCUGGGUCUUGAAUUCGUGGUGGCGCAAUCAUUCGCUAAGAAUUUUGGACUAUACGGAGAACGUGCCGGUGUACUCCAUAUAGUUGGGAGGGACGAAGAAAAUGCUCUGAAUAUUGGAGACCAACUGCGUUCAUUGAUCCGAUGGGAGUUCUCAUCGUCUCCUGCUUACGGCUCAAGACUAGUGACUAUAGUGCUGGAAGACUCCGAGUUGUCCAAGAUAUGGCGCGCCGAGUUGGACUCAAUGAGGGAAAGAUUGUUGUACAAUAGAAGAACACUUUACAACGCUGUAGCAAACGAGCUCAAGACUCCAGGCGAUUGGAUCUCAAUCACUUCGACGCAAGGUCUUUUUUGCUAUCUGCCUCUAAAGCCGCAGCAGUGCGUCUUGCUGAGGGAAAAGCAUCACGUUCACAUGCUCGAGAGCGGCCGUAUCAACGUGGCUGGGCUUAAUCCGUCGAAUAUAGGUUAUGUCGCCAAAGCUAUCCAAGACGUGGUAAACAAUAGCUGAGGUCAAUCCUGUGAAGUUCAUGGAUGGUCCAGUAAUGGAUAUCGAGGUAGUGGCUAAAUCCGCCAUACUGGGAAGCUGGUAGCAGCAUAUGGCAGUCAAGUUCAAUCAAGCAUGAGAAAAGAAAAGAAUAAAGGAAUUGUCAGACAGUAAUUGUGGUAUAGAUUUGUGUGUAUAUGCCAACGUAAUGCCUGGGUGCUAACCGUCGACAC